Molecule: messenger RNA, 2069 nt
Organism: Sipha flava (yellow sugarcane aphid)
Lineage: Eukaryota; Metazoa; Arthropoda; Insecta; Hemiptera; Aphididae
Gene: XRCC1
Product: DNA repair protein XRCC1
Exons: 9
Coding region: 386-2032 (548 amino acids)
Biological process (GO): base-excision repair; single strand break repair
Cellular component (GO): nucleus
Molecular function (GO): damaged DNA binding
Source: RefSeq, a predicted model, not a curated record
AAUUUCUUUAAUAUCUGUGCAGGAAAAAAAUGUUAACUAUGCGUGUUAUGUGAUUAUACGUGUUUGUGAUGUAUAUUGCCGUUUGGAAAUUAUGGAUGAUAAAGAAUGGUUGAGAAUCGUGUUCACGCGGUAUUUAAUGGUGAUAACAGAACAAUAUACCAACAAAGUUGGUCAUUUUUUAUCAAAAUUUGUAUUUGAAUUUUAAAGUUGACCAUCGUCUUAUUUGACCGUUUUGCUAUUACUUAACAUGUGAAAAAUCAUGGUAAUUGUGUGCAACCGAAUGUAAAAUAAUUCGUGGCAAUUUAUUAGAAUUCUGUAUUUAUUUUAUUUUGCAUGUGACAUUAUUAAAUCUGUAUAAAUUGUUAGUUUAAACAGAACAACAGACAUGGGACCGAUUCUUGUCGAUCGCAUUAUAAGCAUAAGUAGUGAAGAUCAAGCUCAUAAGGCAGAAAACAUUCUACAUAAUUCGGAUUCGCAUCAUACAUGGCGUUGUAAAGCUGGAGAAAAACAAGCUACGGUAAUUCUUCAAUUGCUUAAAUCAUCAGUCAUUAGUUCCAUUGACGUGGGAAAUGACAAUUCUGCUUUCAUUGAAAUACUUGUUGGAAAAUCUACUUCAGAUGAAUUUCAAGUUCUAUUGGUAACUUCUUCUUUGAUGUCUUUGCACGAAUGUAAAAACGGACUAAAUGUAAACAAAGUUCGUUUUUUUAACUCUGAUCAAUUAUCACCUGCUUGUAAGGAAUCAUGGGAUAGAGUAAAAAUUGUAUGUACGCAACCUUAUAUUAAGCAAGCAAAGUUUGGCUUAUCGUUCAUAACAUUUCAUACUAAAGAUGAACCUAAAAAAAAACCUAUUGAACCAGAGUCUAUUCAACUGGGAGCAUUUACAUUAAGAAAUUAUGAUGAUCCUGAUGAUUUAACAUCUGUUGGUAGAUUGUUUUCCAAACGACAUGAAAAUAGAGAAAUGGUCAGAAUGCCAGAAUCACCGGUUAAUCGUUUACUUGCACUUCAUAAAAGAAACUUAAAUGCUGAAAAACACAAAAAUACAGAUUAUAAAACUAAUAUUAAUUCACCUUCAACAAGUCAGAAGAUUUCCAAAACUCCAAAAGAUUCUUUAAAAACUAAUAAAAUUGAAUUAGACGUUAAAAAAAAACCCUCAAGUACUUCACUAGCUAUUCAAAAAAAAGUUGACAAAAGAAAAGAGUCUGAUUUGUCAGGCUCAGAACCUGCCAAAAAGAAAAUUAAGUUGAAUAAAAAUCCAUUACCAAACACAAAACCAUUUAGUAAAUUAUUUAACGAUGUAGUAUUUGCUAUGAGUGGUUAUGAAAAUCCUUAUAGAGGUAUAAUACGUUCAAAAGCUUUAGAAAUGGGUGCAAUUUAUAAACAUAAUUGGGACCAGUCAUGUACUCAUUUAAUAUGUGCUUUUAUUAAAACACCUAAGUAUCAAGAAGCCAAAAAACAAGGAGCAUAUCGUAUUACAACGAGUGAUUGGAUUGAUAAAUGCUAUUCAAAUAGAUGUCGAUUUCCAUGGAGAAGAUUUGCUCUAGAUAAACAGGAACAAAAUAAACCUGAGAGUGAAGAUGAAAUCCAUGAAAUUGUUGAAUCAGUUCCUGCUGAAAACUCCGAUGAUGAAUGGAACAAUAUUCCUUCGAAGUCGCCAGAACCAUCAACAUCACAAACAAAUAUUUUAGAAACUCAAGAAAACAGUAUUUUUGAUGCGGAUACUGAUAUUGAUUCAGAUUUAGAUGUUCCUUCUGAUAUAUUAACUGACAAAAGCAAUGUACCAUUACCUUUUCUAAAUAAUGUGUUUCAUAAUUAUUCAUUUUAUUUAUCUAGCAGUUUAAAACAUUCACUUAAAAAAGAAUGUUAUCGCUAUAUAAUAGCACUUGACGGAAAAUUGAGUUCAAGAGAUAAAUGUGAUUAUAUUGUUUCAUCUGAUACAAAAGAUUUAAAGUUGAAAAAUACUGUUCCUCCACAGUGGAUUUGGGACUGUUAUGAUGCAGAAAAAAUUCUACCUCUGAAAAAUAAAUUUAAUUAAGUUCUAACUUUUUAAUAUUAAACAGUUUUCAACAUUU